Pangasianodon hypophthalmus (striped catfish) is the source of this 5732-nucleotide messenger RNA. It is a transcript of the gene igfbp3, whose product is annotated as insulin-like growth factor binding protein 3. Gene Ontology annotation, biological process: regulation of insulin-like growth factor receptor signaling pathway. The transcript is spliced from 4 exons. NCBI's taxonomy places the organism in Eukaryota, Metazoa, Chordata, Actinopteri, Siluriformes, Pangasiidae. Bases 812 to 1720 code for a protein of 302 amino acids. The record is from RefSeq and is a predicted model, not a curated record. Gene Ontology annotation, molecular function: insulin-like growth factor II binding; fibronectin binding; insulin-like growth factor I binding. Gene Ontology annotation, cellular component: extracellular region.
CUCCCUGACUAUCACUCAAACUUUAAACUUAUAUCUAUAAAGGUACUGCUCUUCUUCUCCUUUAACCUAAUAACAUCACCCCAGAAACACUGAUGUAAUUCCUACUAAUUUAAUUUUUUCACACUGUGUGAAAGGACAUGUAGCCUAACUGAACACUGUACGUGUUACACAAUGACUAUUCGAUACCUCUAGGUUUUUGAGUCCAAAUAAAUAUCCUUUGCAAUCUAUGCUCAAGAUUAGGAUUUAGGUUUAUAUGAUCUUUGUAAAGUUAAAAAAAAAGUCUCAGAUUGCAGGAAAUUCCUCUCAUUCACUUUCUGUCUUUUCAAUAAGCAUGUAAGCAGGCAAGGCGAUAAUGAACUGCAUUACACACUGUUUUGAUAUGAUAUGCCAGACAAGGGCAGUUGUAUAGCUCGUGCCUCUCUGAAACCAGGCUCUUCAAACUGAACACGAUUGGCGGUUAUUAGCGCUGCUGAUGUCACCCUGCGCUCUGCGCUCCACGCUGAGUGACUAUGAAGGAUGUGCGCGGUCCCUUAAGACCGAGCGCGGUCUACAUAAUUCAUACCGAGGGGAGUGACUUGUUGCCCGUGCCUUUUCUCCCCUGCCUGUAUAAAACCUAAAGUUCCCAGCAAAUCACACUUACAGAUGGAGAGACCUCGCCGCUCAGCCGGGUUCUACGCUCGAGUCAAACCCGACGCGACAUCCCGCUCCUCCCCGGUUCUGCCCCACUACAUUUAGCAUCUUGUGUCGACUUUCUGAGGGCGCAGCACUUCCCCUCAAAUACCGACCACCGUUCCAUCGUGUGCACGUGAACAUGAAGCCCAUAUUCCGCUCUGUCCGGCUCGGCUGGAUGGCGGCUCCGCGGGCGCUCUGGCUGACGGCGCUGUUUGCGGCUCUCGCCCGCACGGUGCAUGCUGCGGGGCCCGUGGUGCGCUGUGAGCCGUGUGACGACGAGGCGCUCGGCCAGUGCAAGCCGCUGCCACGUGACUGCGCCGAGCGGGUGCGCGAGCCGGGUUGCGGCUGCUGUCUGACGUGUGCGCUGCGUGAGGGCCAGGCGUGCGGCGUGUACACGGGACGCUGCGGCGCCGGACUGCGGUGUCAACACCGACCCGGUGAGAGCAAACCGCUGCAGGCGCUGCUGGAGGGAAGGGGUGUGUGCACCAGAGCCACGGACAAGCUCCCGCUGAGAGUCGUUUACCCUAAGGAACCUGUAGAGGAACAUCUGCCUACCACUACCAUUGCAACAGUCAGCAAGGGCACUGAGGUGGUGCAGGACACAGCAACAGGUUCGGGGGUUGAAGACGGUAUGCAGAAAACAGAGCUGGAGCCUAAAGGGUCUCUGCUGCACACUAAGCUCGGCAUGAUCCAGAUGGAGCAGUUUAAGCAAAGACAGAUCUACAAAGUGGAGCCAGUGGCCAAGGGAGUCCACCCUGAUAUCCACAAUUUCAGCCUGGAAUCCAAAAGAGAGACCGAGUAUGGACCAUGUCGCCGAGAGAUGGAAAGCGUUUUGAAGAGUCUUAGGAUAUCCAGCGUGAUAAACCCUCGAGUUUUUCGCAUUCCAAACUGUGACAGGAAGGGCUUCUACAAGAAGAAACAGUGCCGUCCAUCCAAAGGCCAUAAACGUGGUCAGUGUUGGUGUGUGGACAAGUAUGGACAGGCUCUACCAGGCUACGAGGGCAAAGAACAAAACCAAGUCCACUGUUAUAACCAGGAAAAUAAAUGAGAAACACAGGAGAGACUGAAGUAAAAUGGGAGAGGGAGGAAGAUUCCCUCUAAACAGUAUAAAUCCACAGUGAAAACGGGGAAAGGGAGAUUUUUAAAGGUGGUGCCCUAUUUCUGAGCACCCCACCUAUGCACCGGAGCAGGGACUCAUCAGGUCACUUUCACACAUCAGGGGAGUAGAGAGAGGGGGCAGGGAGCGAGGGAGGGAGGGGAAGGUCUGCGCUAUUCUAUUUUUAUUAUAGCCCAAUGAGGGCACCAUUUGGAUUACACUAACAAAAGAAAUGUCUAAAUUACCCUUUGGGCUUCAUUACCUUUCGGUUAUGUGUGAUAGCUUCUUAACUAUAUGGGUUUGACUGAAAGUAUGUGGUUGGCCCUUUCUCUUUUCUGGUGAAAUGAAGCACCUUGAGUAAAUCACUGCCAUGACUAUCACUGUCUCUCUUGUAGCAACGCGUCCUGUCUCUGCCCUUCUGGUGUAGGACUGUUUGAAAUGGGCAUGCUCAGUAGUGUUGGCCUGCUCUUGCCAUUGGCUCCAGCUGAAGCACAAGCACUUGAUGCACUUUCGUCCCUCACUGAACAACUACCCCAGUCUAUUACAGUGGCCAUAUCUCGCAAUACGUCUAAGAGCAUUAUGAAAGUGUUUAAAUUUAUGCUAUUCUAGGACCUAUUAAUCACACUGAAGGACUUUUUCAAAAAGUCAUUUCAGUGUUUUUUUUUUCAUUGUAGAUAUUUUCCUUUAUUCACUGCAUAUGCUUGUGUGAUCACUUGCUGAUUUAUGCCCAGGUUAACCAUGUAGGAGAAUAACUACAUGACUUUUUGAUGUCUGUUUUCCUACCAGCUUUUUGUUCAGCUGGAAGGAAGAGAGAGUAACUGAUUUAACAAAGCUACAGCAUGCAGCAUGUUCCCAAGUGGAUUCCAAAUGUAUAUAAUACACACCAUAUAUUUACUGCACUAAAAUACACCACAGAGCACUUGACAUGAUAUUUCUCCCAGUGCUGAAAAUGCCGUUUGGUAUCUUUGACAUCUUGUGCAUUUUGUGCAACAAUUGCACAAAUUGCAUUAUAAUUAUCCUUCUGUGAGUUUUCAGUGAAUAUGUAAGAAAAUGCAACAAUAUCUAGCAUUACUACUGCAUACCUUUGUAUGUGCUCCAAAGCUUGAUAAUGAUCACUGGCAGUUAUUUUCCUUCUUGAAAUCACUGCCUUAACCAAGUCAGGGGUGAAAUUUGACAAUGAUUAGUGUUUAGUGCUCUGUCUCUUUGAAUGUUAUCCAGUUGCUUCACCCAAACUAAAAGCUUACAGAUUAGCUCAGUAACCCUAUUGGAUACCUUGUCUUUAUAUUACAGUAAGGAUGUUGGGAUUAUUUUAUUUUUUUUUUUUUUUGUCUGACCUCCUGAGAAAAGACUUGAAAUAUGGAGGGUGCCGGAGAGGUAUCCCCACUCCCAGUAGCUCAGUAGCACAGAAUCAGCCAAAAGCUUGACCCCUCAACACCCUCCCAAAAACUAAAAAAAAAAACAUAGAAAAUGUUCAAAAUAUAUGUAUAUGUUUAUACAAACAAUAUACAAAAAUGACUUAAAGGAUUAAGAUAUGUUGGUGCUACACCUUUUCUUAUUUCACAGCUAGAUUUUGGGUGAAGAGUAUAACAAGUACAAAAAUUGUUGUCCCUCCUUGAACUUGUGUCAUUUCUAUAUUUCUAUAGAUAUAUGUUUUUUUUUUCUGGCCAGCUUUGUGUCUGAAAAGGCAUGUGAAAUAUUGAAGUUAUUUAUCUACAAAAGGCAUAUAAGCUCAUCCUUUUCUCUUUUUUUGAGGAUUAAGUGACUCACUGAUUGCACAACAGGUAAUAGAUAGAACUCAACAUAUUUUGGGAAUAUAAUCACUAAUGAGUUUUUAGAUAUUAUAUCAACAGUGCAUUGUACAAAAUGAUAAUUUAAGAGAUGGUUCUGUCCUCGGUUAAGUUGUCUAAUAUGAGACAUCUUCAGGUUUCUUGGGUCUUUCUCUUUGAGAUAAGUAGCUAGAUCUAAGCUAAAUUUUACCUAAGUCAAUCUGAAGAUAGUCUUUGGUUUAGUAAGGUUUAAGCUAUGUAUUUACUUAUUUGCUUAAAAUUAAAGUUAAAGCUAAGUGCCACUCCUAAUCUGUCUGGGGCCAAAAGCAGAAUUCUGCUUACUCAUAAUAACAGCUACUUUUACACCAUUGCCAUGCCUCUACUUUAUUUGAAUCUUCUGUGCUGUAGCUGUUUGUAAAUCAACUUGAUUACGAUUACCUUUUCUAUUACAUUAUCUACAUCAUGUCUCUGUAAUCUGGUUUUCUAGCUAGGAGGCAACAAUUCAUACGAAUGAUAAAAACAUAAUGAAUAUGGAUAAUGGUAGAAAUAAAAGAAAAUUAUAAUUCAUUAGACGUAUGCUGAUACUAAGCUAAAUAAUAAUGAACAGUAUUGUUAUUAGCAUGGCAGGCCCCAGGGAUGGUGAGGAGGGAACAGCACAACUUGAAAAGUAUGCAUGUAGGAAGGACCAGCACUGGUUAAGGUAAUUGUAAGCUAACUUUUAAAGCUCCACCUUGGCUUAUAUUAAAGCUAAUGAAAAGUUGAGUUAAGAAAAAAAAACUGUUCCUCAUUCUGUUGUGCAAUGUUAGGGCCACUUAUAGUCGCAAGUCACUUUUAAGGAUCUCUCCAUUCACGGGUAAUUGUACAUUUUUUUAUCAUUUGAAAGAAUUUUGAUUCAUUAAGAAGCUUUUCAUGUUACUAAAAUAAAUAUUACACAGCUAUGCCUUUCUUUAAGAAAGGAAAAUGGUUUAAAUGGUUUUGUUCAUAUAUGAUUUGUAUUUAAUGUAUUUUUUAAAAUAAAAAUAAACACUAUUUUAAUUUAUAUGUGACUUCAGGUCUCUGUUUGAAUGGAUAAAAAGCUGCCAGCAACAUAAUUGUUCAUAUACAAUCCUCUUUCGUUGUCAUUGCUCAAUAAACUUCACAAUCACAAAUAGAUGUGCUAUGUGUAGACUUGUCAAUUACUUUAGAUAUUAUCCAAUGAUAAAACAUACUGAAAAAAGAAAUUCAUUAGACUUCCACAUGUGGAACCCCGAACAGAAUGCGACUAUUUUUUUCUUGUUGUUGUUGUUUGGUUGGUUCAUUAUACAGUUCAUAAAAGAAAUAACAAAUAGAGAUUUUUUUUAUAACAUUCAUAACAUUUUUCUCCAAAACAUUUGUUUUCUGUGUUUGUAGGCUAUAUUAGAACAGCAUGUUCAGACAGCAAGUCUUUUGGGCACUUGACAAACAUGUUGACUAUUUUCUUGUGCAUAGCUUUAAGUCAUAUUUUAAACUGACAACUUUUGGGGAAUGAGAUCUCAUUCAUCUUGCCUGCUGGCACAUGGUCAUUUUAAAUGAACAUAAUAUUUAUACCUAUAAAAGAGUUAUUAUUCUUCAUCCAAUGAAGAGGCAAUUCUGUCCAGACACCAUGACACCGCAUUUCAUAUAGAGGCCACAGUUCACAUUGGACUACCUCAAUUGUAUAAAUCAAUUUCACAGGUUCAGGUGGAAUUUCUGCAUUUGAAGUGUCACUUACAGAAUGUCACUUAAUAUUACUUGUUGCUAUAAGCUCUGGUAUUUAAUUGUGUAUGAGUGCAAAAGAUGGGGGAAAAAAGUGCAGUGGAUGGUGCCAGAGAGGCUGCUUGCUUGGGCAGUAGGAGGGGGGCAUUCCUGUGCCCAACCAGCACAAACAGAGAGCAGGUCAAAGGCACUGCAGAAAGCAGAGCCUGGUUCCCCCAAAUACCGAGCUAAAAUUAGUGCACAGCUCCGUUUGCGAUUACCACGAUAAGGACGCACAAGCUCACAAAUAGAGUUCUGCCCACAGGCAAUUUUUAAAAAAGGAACAUAAUCAUGAGUUGGCAAGGUAUAUUUUGAGAGGAAGAAAGAGAAUUUAUGGUUUAAGGUCAUUUCAGGUAUCACAUAAUAUAAUUUAUCGACACCAUGUUUGGCAAAUUGGGUUUAAUGCUUUGUUUUGUAGUUGUUUCACCACAGAUGAGUUGAGCUAU